UUUUACCGCCAAGAAAAUCAUUCAUUACCCAUAGUGCUUCUUUGUUUAAUUUCAGGGAAGGAUAAUGGAGAAGUGCUGGCAACCCCUUCUAUUACUGCUGUUGGUUGCAGUGGCAGCUUUAAAUACACAUGGAAGUAAUGCUGCGGUUGUGAAAGAAGACAAACUGCAGGUAAAGAAAAUUACCAACAAGCCUCUUCAAGUCAUCCCUCAUAGCAGCAACAGUUCCUCUGUUACAAAACUGUUGAUUGAGGGGAGCCUGAUUACUCUGAACGAGGCUGACAGACUGGCCCUGGGCAGUUAUCCUGCUUUGAUAGAACUCCAUCUGGACGGUAACAGAGUGAGCAGUAUACCGGCAAAGUACUUCUCUGUGGUGCCCCACCUCAAAGUGCUGUCUCUGUCUAAGAACAACAUCAGCAGUCUGGACCCAGAGUCUUUUUCUGGCCUGGAUUUCCUGACGGAGCUGGACCUGUCCAACAACCUGCUGACAAGCCUCCCUACACAGCUAUUCAGAGGGCUCUCCAAUCUACAGAUGCUCAGCCUUCAGGGAAACCCCUGGAACUGUUCCUGUCCACUGCUGAGCACCAUUGAAGAGGUCAAAGCAAUAGGAGUUACCAUUGGCUCCAAGGAGGGACCAAAAGUCAUCUGUGCUUCUCUGGAAAACCAAGCUGGAAGGGAUUUUUUGGAGGCUACAGCUGCAUGUUACCCAUCACCACCAACCACUAUCACCACGCACCCACAAAAACUACCAGCUGUCAGUGUGAAGAAGUCAUGGGGCUCAUCCAUUAUGCUGAAGACAGCAUCAAACCAGACCAAGGACAUCAAUAAAGGCCCAGCACCAGUGUCUGGCAACACAUGGAAGUUUGCAGCGUGUGUUGCAGUCUUGGCACUAUGCACAUGCAUGCUCAUCGUAUGCGCAAUAAAGGGGCCUUCCUGGUACAAGCUCUUCCACAACUACCGUCAUCGGCGGCUGCACAGCAUUGAGGAUGAGACCGGCGUUGUGUCCACAGUUUUCUCAAAGACAGGAAGACACCUCAAACAUCAGACUUUCACCUUUGAGCGAGAGAACGGGCAGAUGAAGGAGGUAGAAGAGGAAGAGGAUGGGUAUUUUGAGGACCCGUACAUCAAGACUGAAGAGUGACAUGCAGGAGCGGACACUUCAGCAGAAACAUGAAGACACAAAGGGGAUCAGUGAACCCUAAAAACUAUGUGCUGGGGGGUGGUUGUAUGUGCUAAUAGGUUAUUUUACCCUUGAAAUAUCAUUGUACUAUUUAUUUUCUAAGCAUCAUAUAGGUUCUAUCAUUCUUAGGGUGACUUGUAUUUUGUCCUGGUUCUGUUGCUCCUAUUUCUAUUAUGUUCUAAUGUUGGAUGCCAAGUAAUCAAACUCUUAAAAGGUGGGAUUUCAGAAGCUCAAUGACUUUAAACAUGGCACAAGAUGACAUAUUCUCCUACAUGUCUGAAUGUGACAUUUGAAUGUGUUAUUUAAGCUCACCUUUUAUACCCUGUUAAAUCGCAAGUGCAAUUAUUUUGAAGUGAUUGUGCCAUAGGAGCCAACAAAUGUUCAGCCUUAACGUUUUAGAACUCAGUGAGGGCAUAAAAUGACCUGAAACCUGUUCCAUCACAGGAUCCAACUUUCUCUGCAGUAACAUUAGCAGAAAGUCAGUUUGUCUAAAGCCUUGAGCUUCAGGGCUUUUGGUUUCCACAGCUAAGAAGCAGCAUGCAAGUCUUGAAUAGCCAUGCCAAAUACCAAGUGUUGGUAAACAAGCUGCAACUGGACGGACAGAGGAAACGUGGUAUUUAGUAUCUUUUAUUAUAUUUUCCUAUCUGAAGUCUAUACAGUUUGAGUUUUGCAGAUGCCAAGAAAACUCCACAUACCAGAGUCCAAAGUGCAAAGUGCACGAUAGAUGAGAUAUUCAACACGUUAUGGCAGAAUUAAGGUCAAGAUUGGGGGACAAAGAUAAUGGUUUGACCCAGUUUUGCAGGAUUUUGCACAUCUUAGUGCAAGCGAAUGUUUUUCUUAGUGCUACAGGAUUCAAAGACAUCUAAGUCAUCGAAAUGCUUCCAACUUUGCAAAAAGUGCUGUCAACACAGACAUGGCUGGAAAACGUUGUGUGUGUAAGACACCUAGAGAAUGCUAAACUUACCUCCACGAAACACUGGGAAAAAAAUUGGGAUGAUGCGUGAUAGCCAUGCUUGCACGUCCAAAAUAAUCACCUAACUUCAGAAAUGCUCACCAUGUACAUAUUUUGAUUCAAGUUGAGAUGCUGCUUAAAUAAAAUAAACAACAAUUGAAUUGUAUAAGCCUGCAAUAAACAUACUGAAAUAUC
Molecule: messenger RNA, 2324 nt
Organism: Notolabrus celidotus (New Zealand spotty)
Lineage: Eukaryota; Metazoa; Chordata; Actinopteri; Labriformes; Labridae
Product: leucine-rich repeat-containing protein 19-like
Exons: 6
Coding region: 65-1138 (357 amino acids)
Biological process (GO): positive regulation of non-canonical NF-kappaB signal transduction; interleukin-8 production
Cellular component (GO): plasma membrane
Molecular function (GO): protein binding; signaling receptor activity
Source: RefSeq, a predicted model, not a curated record